CCUUAGGUACUCGAACAUGCACUUCCAAGCUUCAUACUCCUAGACAUCGGCGCCAUCUGCGUCCGCUGCACACUCAACGAUAUCUCCUUUCCAGCUCAUCAUCGACUCCAGCCGCUACAGCAGCAGCGGGCUCUGAGACACUUGCAGCUUGUCGUCAUGAACGGCAUGAACGGCGGCAACAUGCCCGGCGCCAUGGUCGGCUUUCCCACUCCGGCCGGCCACCAAGCCGAGCUCAAUUACAUCUACGGCAUGGUAGAAGAGCUCAGCCGUCAGCUCGCCGAAAACCAGCGCACGUUGGAAGAGGUCGUCGCCGGCGUGGGGCGCGUACGCAGUCACGCGAAAGCACAACAGCUUGGGAACGAGGAGCUGAUCAGCGGAGCAGCUGAUGAAGUGAAAGCCCAAGAACCCAACCUCGACACGCUGAUCUCGAUCCUCUCCGAAGCGCUCGAAAAAGCGAAGUUCUCGCGCGACGCCAACGCCGCGCUGCUCAGCCAGUACGCGUCGGCGCUCGCGGGCAUGCUCAAGCAGUUCCACGACUACAAGGCCAAGCACGUGGCCGACGUGGCGGCCUGGCACCGCAGCUACCGGGCGCAGCUGGCCGAGGCGCGGGCCGAGAACAGCCGGCUGCGCGAGCAGAUCUGGGAGAUGCAGGCGCGCGCGGGCGCCGCCAACGAGAUGCUGCGCCGGUUCCGCACACGCUACGACGCCGACGAGGCCCGCUGGGAGCGCCGCGUCGAGGCCAAGGCCGUGCGCCAGGAGCUGCGCUUCUGGAAGCGCAUGGCCAUGCCGCACCUGGAGGACGACGACUCGUGCUGGAGCGACGACGACGAUCUGAUUGAUGUGGCCGAGAAGAAGAGGCUGGAGGAAAUGCAAAAGCUGGCCGCUGAGCAGCAGCUGGCGGCGGCCGCCGCCGAGUUGGGAGAUAUUGUUGGGGGAGGAGGAGAUGAUGGCGGGGUGCCGCCUGAGGUGCCGUCCGCGCCGGUCCCGCAGAGCAUGAUAGGCGGGGUGCCGAUGCAGAGGGACGAUGGGGGAAGCAUGAUGCUGCCUAUUCCUCCGCCAAGGCCAUCGAGUGUGGCGAGCAGUACGGGGUCGUCGGGGCAAUGAGCACCUGGUUUGCCCUUAUGAUGUUUCUGGUCAAGUUAAUGUACGAGUAAAGGCCACUCUUAUGGGUUCUAGGUGCACGAUGGAUGAUAUUGGAGCCUGGAUGGCGUCGGAGGGGAUGGCGUUUAAAAGGAGACUGGCUGCGAUUUUACGGAUGAUAUCCCGAUCACUGUACGGCAGGGGUCCAUAGCAAAAGGAAAAUGGAUGUUCUUGGGAUAAACAAGGCGAUGUUACACAUCAUCCCUUAUCCCUUAAGAUUGCGGACUAUGACACAAAUGUGCUUUCAGAAUAGGCCCAGGCAGGACGUAGGCUAACGUUUGUCG
This is a messenger RNA of Chaetomium strumarium, 1424 nucleotides long. RefSeq lists its product as uncharacterized. The record is from RefSeq and is a predicted model, not a curated record. Lineage: Eukaryota; Fungi; Ascomycota; Sordariomycetes; Sordariales; Chaetomiaceae. The coding region runs from base 157 to 1104 and encodes 315 amino acids. The transcript is spliced from 2 exons.